CUAUCAACAACGUAAAUUAGUUUUCGCCUUCUCUUCCGUUAGAUGCUUCCGGUUUCGUAGUCCUGGACUGUCGCGAUUGUGUGAAACAUGGAGAAGCAAAAGAAGAGCAAUGGUGAGGAAGAAGCGAAGAGGUCGAAUCGCCAGAAGACGUUUGGAGCAAGCUCUCUUCCAUUUAGCGGAGACGUCUACUCUGGCUUGGUCGGAAGCAUAGUUGAAAAGGGUAUAGUUGAGAAGCCACCGAGCAAGCUCACUUCCAUUUCUUUACCUAAACCCACGGUUCUUCCUUUUCCUGUUGCUCGCCAUCGCUCCGAGGGUCCUUAUUGGCGACCUGUGAAUAGUAAAAUGGAUGAUGAUAACAAUGAUGAUAGUGAUAAUAAUUUUGAAGAUGAUGAAGAUAAAGAUUUUAUGGAGUUUGACCCAGUUAAAGCCCAUGCUAACCCAGUGCAAAGGAGGAACAAAAAGGGGUUGGAUUUUAGCAAGUGGAAAGAGUUCAUUCAGGAAGAUAAUUCUCCCUUGGAGAAGAAAUCCGAAGAAUCUAUGUUACACUUCAGGCAACCCAAGGAAAAGAAAAUGGAUGAUGAACAAGGUAAGACUGAAGACAAAGGAACCCUUUCUUCUGCUGAUACAGGCAUCACUACUUUUCUGGAAGCUGAAGCUAAACCACAGUCAUAUAGCUCUUGUAGUGGGAUUAUCAUUCAGUCACGCCCAUGGAAUUGGAUAACUCAAACAAGCUAGGUCUUCAGGAAACUACUAAAGAUGCCAGAAUUUAUGAUGUUGAAGAAGCAUCAAAAUAUGAGGCUGGAAGCAACCAAAUUAACUCUAAAAGAAUGCCUGGUGACAGUUUUGGAUCACUUGAUGUGCUAAGUAGACCAGAGCAAAAUAGUUUGACUUCAAGUAUGGAUUCUUGUUCUAGUGCUAACAAACAUUCAAAUGAACCAGUUUCAAUGUCUCUUGAGAGUCAAAUCGAUGCUGAGAAUCAAGCUCGGAUUAAGCAAAUGUCAGCUCAGGAGAUUGCAGAAGCCCAGGCUGAGAUUGUGGAGAAGAUGAGUCCUGCUUUACUCACACUACUACGAAAGAGGGGUGAAGAAAAACUGAGGAAAAAGAGUAACUCAAUCUUAGAAGUCAGUACUGGUCGUGAAUCUGUGAUUCAACAUGCUGAGAAUGUCAAUGAUGCAAAAUUUUCUCUGCGUGUUAAGAAUGAUGUCUCCAAUAUUUUGGCAACACCACCCUUAGAAAAUAAAGAAAAUAAGCUAGAUGAUCAGAACUAUAUGACAAUGACAUCAGCCACUGGAAGUAGCAGUUCAUGGAAUGCUUGGAGUGGCAGAGUGGAGGCUGUUAGGGAAUUGCGAUUUUCCUUGGCUGGGGAUGUUGUUGAAAAUAGCAUUGAUUUGGUGUCUAUAAAUGAUAAUUUGACUGAACGUGAUUACCUGAGAAGUGAGGGGGAUCCUGGUGCAGCUGGUUACACAAUCAAAGAAGCUGUGGCACUCACUAGAAGUGUGGUUCCUGGGCAAAGGGCACUUGCACUGUGUCUCCUUUCGUCUGUGCUUGAGAAGGUGUUAGACAACAUUUGCAAACACAAAGUUGGGCAUUUGGUGAGAAAUGAAAAUAGAAUGAACACUGUUGACUGGGAGGCUGUUUGGGCCUUUGCUCUGGGCCCUGAACCUGAGCUUGUGUUGGCACUUAGAAUGUGUCUUGAUGACAACCACAGUUCUGUAGUUCUAGCCUGUUUGAAGGUCAUUGAGUGUGUGCUGAGUUGUGAUGUGAAUGAGAAUUUCUUUGAUAUCUCAGAGAAAAAGGCAACUUAUGACAGGGAUAUCUGCUCUGCUCCUGUGUUUAGAACUAAGCCUGACAUCAAUGUUGGUUUUCUUCCUGGUGGAUUUUGGAAGUAUAGUGCAAAGCCUAAUAUUCUUCCUUUCCACGAGGAUUCUAUUGAAGAUAAGACUGAAGAGAAGCACACAAUUCAGGAUGAUAUAACAGUUGCUGGACAGGAUUUUACUGCAGGUCUAGUUCGGAUGGGAAUCCUUCCUAAACUUCGUUACCUUUUGGAGACAGACCCUACAGCAGCUUUGGAAGAACGUAUUAUGUCUAUAAUGGUUGCCAUAGCCAGGCAUUCACCCUCAUGUGCAAAUGCAGUCUUAAAGUGCCAAAGGCUAAUUCAGACAAUUGUGCAGAGAUUUAUGGUUGACAGCAUAGAAAUUCGACCUUCUCUGAUAAAAUCUGUGACCCUCUUCAAGGUCUUGGCCCGGUUGGACCGGAAAAAUUGUUUGGAGUUUAUAAAGAGUGGGCAUUUCAAGGCUAUGACAUGGCAUUUGUACCAACAUCCUUCCUCCACUGAACACUUGAUGAAGUUAGGUAAUGAAAAAUGUAAACUUGGGUCAGCGCUGAUUGUUGAACAGUUACGUUUCUGGAAGGUUUGCAUUCAGUAUGGAUAUUGUGUAUCAUAUUUCUCAGACACGUUCCCCACCUUGUGUAUGUGGCUAAACCCUCCUUCAUUCAGAAAACUUGUUGAGAAAAAUGUGUUGUAUGAAUCUGCUUCUAUCUCAAGGGAGGCUUACCUUGUUCUGGAAUCACUGACUAGGAGACUCCCUAAGUUCUUUUCACAGCAGUGUCAAAAACUUCCAGAAUUUACUGAUGCUGAAACAGAGGUCUGGUCUUGGAGUUUUGUUGGUCCUAUGGUUGACUUAGCCAUGAAGUGGAUAGAGACCAGAAGUGAUCCAGAAGUAUCUAAAUUAUUUGAGGGACCAAAAAAAGUGAGAGCAGACUUUGCUUCCCAAGAUCUAUCUGUGACUUCUUUGCUGUGGGUGUAUGCAGCUGUUGUUCACAUGCUUUUCAGAGUCCUUGAAAGGUUGACACCAGAGGAUGCUAUUAACUCAAAUGAAAGUGGUGGGCCUGUACCAUGGCUUCCAGAAUUUGUUCCAAAGAUUGGACUUCAAUUGAUUAAGUUCUGGCUUUUGGGUUUUUCAGUUUCCUCUGGCACAAAUGGUGGCAGACCUGAUGGAUGUGAAUCGUUUAUUGAAGAGCUAAUUUUUUUGAGAGAGAAUGGUGAUCAUGAAAUGUCUAUGGCUUCUGUCAAUUGCCUGAAUGGAAUGGUCAAGGUGAUCAGUACACUUGAUCAUUUAGUCAAGUCUGCCAAGAAUGGGAUCUGUGGUCUCCCUCCCCAGAACCAAACCUUCUCAAAGGAAGGAAAAAUGCUUGAGGAUGGCAUAUUAAAUGCGUCUUGUGUUAAUCUAAAGUUGACUGAUGUUUUUACAAAUUUAGUUGCUUCAGGGUGGCAAUGCAUGCUCUCUAUUGAAACAUUUGGCAGAGGAGGACCUGCUCCAGGAGUGGGAAUUGGCUGGGGUGCCCCUGGUGGAGGAUUUUGGUCACAAAGCAUUUUAUUGGCACAAACGGAUGCAAUAUUUCUCGUUCAUUUGUUGGACACUCUUAAAAAUCUUUUUGUUAAUACAUCCAUAGCUGAAGAAACAGCCUUCAUCACCCAAAGGAUUAAUUCUGCCUUGGCUUUUUGUUUAAUUGCGGGACCAGGGGAUGGGAUUUUUUUGGAAAAGGCAGUAGAUCAAUUGUUUGAUGUUUCUGUUCUGAAGUAUCUUGAUCUCUGCAUUCAGAAAUUCCUUCUUGAGAGGAGAGGUGAAACAUUUAGGUGGCAAUAUGAAGAAGAGGAUUACCGGCAGUUCAGUAGACUUCUAUCAUCUCAUUUCAGAAGAAGAUGGUUGUCUGUAAAGCUGAAGUCCAAUGCUGCAGAUGACAAUAACGUUUCUGGAGCCAAAACCUAUCAAAAGGGUAAUGCUCAUUUGGACACCAUUUAUGAGGAUGUAGACAUGUCAACUGUGACAAGACCAUCCUACAGUUCUUUAACUGUAGAAUGGGCUCGCCAGAGACUACCUCUUCCAGUCCAUUUUCAUCUUAGUCCAAUUUCGACAAUAGUUCACAGCAAGCAAUCUGGUCCUAAAAAAUUUUCUAGUUCGAACAUACACGAUCAAACUAAUUUGCUUGAAGUUGCAAGAUCUGGGCUUUUCUUUGUUUUAGGUGUUGAAGCAAUGUCCAAUUUUCAACACACUGACUUUCCUUCUCCUAUCCAGCAUGUAUCAUUGACCUGGAAGAUACAUACCUUAUCUGUCAAUUUCCUUGCUGGAAUGGAAGUGCUGGAACAGGAGCAGGGCAAGGAAACUUUUGAAGCUUUGCAGGAUCUAUAUGGUGAGCUUCUAGAUAAAGAAAGGUCUACCAGAAGGAAUGAAGUUAUUCAAAAUAAUAAUAGCCAUCCUGAGUUUCUGAGGUUCCAAUCUGAGAUUUUUGAAAGUUAUUCAACAGUCAUUGAAGACCUUGUAGAGCAAUUUUCUGCUAUAUCCUAUGGUGAUCUGAUUUUUGGCCGGCAAGUUGCACUUUAUUUACACCGUUGUGUUGAAUCUUCCAUUCGACUUGCUGCAUGGAAUGCAUUAUCUAAUGCUCGUGUUCUGGAGCUGCUUCCACCUUUAGAGAAAUGCAUUUCUGGGACUGAAGGUUACCUUGAUCCUGUUGAGGACAAUGAAGGGAUCUUGGAUGCUUAUGUCAAGUCAUGGGUUUCUGGUUCUCUUGACAGGGCUGCUAUUCGUGGAUCAGUUGCAUAUUCUCUGGUCGUCCAUCAUCUUUCCUCUUUUCUAUUUCAUGCCUGUCCGGCAGAUAAGAUGUUCCUGCGGAACAGGCUCUUUAGGUCUCUCCUACGAGAUUAUGCUGAGAAGCAGCAACAUGAGGGAAUGAUGCUGAGUCUCAUCUGCCAUAACAAGCCAUUAACAUCUGAGAUGGAUGAGCGGAAGGGCGACAUGUUGCAGGAGAAGAGCUGGUUGGAGCCGAGGCUUGAAGUUUUGUCCGAGGCUUGUGAGGGAUAUUCCUCUCUUUUGACACAAGUAAACAAGCUGAAGGCAAUCAUCUUAGGGAAUAGUUAAGAUUUGUGCCUUGUAGCUCACUUAAUUUAAGUUGUACAUAAUGACAAGAUAUACUGGGAAAACCACGCAUGGAAAUGAAGGGCAUAUUAUAUGGGAAAAUUUAGGCAAUUUUGUGGUCAGUUCUGAUCAAAUAAUUUUGAUGGCUAUGGCCUGAGAUAAAAGCUGCUCUUUAGAAUUAGAAGGGUGGCAUUUUAGUUAGUCUUGUUGGGUAAGUGGAUUUUUAUUUUUUAUUUUUGGGGUACAAUAGGAGAAUGUGUGUGUGUGUGUGUACAUACUGAAUCUAGUUCAAAUAGUUUGGAGGGGAACCCCAUCACUAAUUUAUUUGACAUGUACAAUUUAUUACUUGAACUCCUUUUGUGGCUGUGGCUUUUAUCUGUCAGUAAAAUCAUCGUGUGGCAAAUCAACACAGCCUAAAGUGAUACGUUUCCUUUUCAAA
Messenger RNA from Prosopis cineraria, 5352 nucleotides. Its product is annotated as transcriptional elongation regulator MINIYO. The record is from RefSeq and is a predicted model, not a curated record. Lineage: Eukaryota; Viridiplantae; Streptophyta; Magnoliopsida; Fabales; Fabaceae.